UGUGCGGCUGUGAUCUCAAGUGGCAGGGGCCCGCUGGCCAGGCAUUGUGUUCAAACUUCUUAGGGAAAUGUGAUUCUUCAAUAUUUGAAAAAAAAAUCCUUGUAUGGGUAUUUUGAUUGAGUGUCUUGCCUGAGAAUUGAAAGCAGAAACAUCGGAUGUUCCACUGACGUUUUCGGCUCAGUCUCGCGCUGCUGAGGACUGCGUUUCGAACCAAGGGCAUCACUGGGUUCACACGGACACCCCACCCGACGUUGACCAGUAAAUGCAAGACGGUUUGGCUGCUAGAGAAGGCUAACUACCUACACUCCAAGACCGUAGUUGCAGGCGACAGAGAGCCACACCAACAGGCAACAGAGAGCCACACCAACAGGCAACAGAGAGCCACACCAACAUUCCCGUGUUGCCAGCUAAGAGGGAAAGUGCUUUACAAGUGACCGAGGAUGACCCCAACGCCGAACGUCCGGAAGUCCAGCCAUGGAGACCUGAACUUCGGGAGGGAGAGCUUUCAGCAACGUCCCGUGAACUUCGAAGGCCACGAAGGUCCCCUUCGAACGGGCUUCGAAGGCCACGAGAAAAUCCCCGAAGGCUACCAGAAGUCAGAACCUAGCAGCCGGAUUACAGAGCCGAGCAGCCAAAGAGUCCCCAAUGGAUUGUCAGCAGGGUUGGACUUCAGACAGCGGCCCUCGGGGAUCACAGAUCAGGAAGAGCAGGAGGGCAAGCUAUGGUCCAACGGGUGCGGGGCCGCGGCUGCCACCACCUUCCUCUACAUCUACGGCAACUUGCUGGUGAUGGACCAGAUGCCCGUAGACCCCCGCGUGCAGUCGUGGGCGUUCGUCUCCUCGCCCACGCCCAUCCUCGCUAUCUCCCUGGCGUACAUCGCGGCCGUGACGUGGCUGGGCCCGCGACUAAUGCGCCACCGCGAACCUUUCCGCUCCCUCAAGCCCGUGAUGAUCGUCUACAACGCGUUCCAAGUCGUCUUCUCCGCCUGGAUAUUCUACGAGGCCGGCAUGGGGGGCUGGUUCGGGUCGUACAACAUCCUGUGUCAACCCUGCGACUUCUCAGACAGCCCUCAGGCCAUCAGGAUGGUGCAUGCAGCAUUCUGGUAUAAUUUCUCAAAAUUCGUCGAUUUCAUUGACACGAUAUUUUUCAUCCUGAAUAAGAAAUAUGGUCACAUCUCUCUCCUCCACGUGUCUCACCACGCCCUGAUGCCCAUCGGUGUGUGGUAUGGAGUCCGUCAUGAACCAGGUGGCCAAACGACGUUUUUCGGGUUCCUCAACUGCUUCGUUCACGUGGUGAUGUAUUCGUACUACCUGCUGGCGGCCAUGGGGCCCCGAGUUCGUCCCUUCCUCUGGUGGAAGAAGUACCUCACCACCCUCCAAAUGGUCCAGUUCGUAAUGAUGUUCACCCACGCCGCCCUGACGAUAGUGACUGGGUGUCCGGUGGGGAUUCCUCUCAUGAGAGUCAUACUCGGUCUGGCCGUCAUCUUCCUCAUCCUCUUCCUUGACUUCUACAUUAAAGCCUACAGACACAAGGCCAAGAGAAAGGCUCAAGGCAGCCUGACCUGCAUCCCCAAGCUCUCCAGUGUGUACGGGGAGAGGGAAGACCAACGCCUCGUCGGCCACAUCAACGACUCCAUCGAAAUAUCAAACGCUGCCGUAUUCAACAAGUCCUUCGCCUUCCAGACAACUGCUGGAGACACAGACCAACACAAUGUCAGGAGUCGGCAGCACGCCGACUAAUAUACACAAACUAUUAACUGCCUAGCCAAAAACAAAUAAGUACAUUUAGUGGGGAACUUUAAAACGGUAACAGGGGGGGGGGGGGGGGGGAAGAUAAAAAGACGAGAUUUGUUGUUUCAAGCGCGGGUUGGACAUUUAUAUGAGUGAGAUUGGGUGGUUAUAAAUAGGAGCUGCCUCGUAUGGGCCAAUUGGCCUUCUGCAGUUGCCUUUGUUCUUAUGUUCUUAUGAGAAUUGAGAGGCAAAAGCCAUGAAGUACUGACCAAAAAGGUCAGAAAGGUCUUUUUUUUUGGCCAGAAAGCCAAAACUGACUGGUCUGAAUUGACGUUGACUUUAAAGUAUAUUUUUUCACCAAAGGAAUUUUUUUUUUACAGACUUGCCUGACAUUGCAUAUGCCGAACGUUGGCAAGACUAGAUGAACUAGUCUAAAUAUAUGAGAUCAAUUUUUGUUUAUUGUGGAAGGGAGUACCACCUCUGGCUGGAAGAAGGGGGACCCUUAGCCUCGGAGGAAACCACACAUAACACAUUAGAGGGAAUGUUUAGGUCCCCCUCCAAUACUGUUUCUGUGUGUUUUUCUCCUACCACCCCCACCCCCCUUCCUUUUGUCUUUCGUUGUGCUUUAUUAGAUAUUUGAAGGUUACAAAUUAAAUGAAUUUUUUGAAGGC
This is a messenger RNA of Procambarus clarkii (red swamp crayfish), 2401 nucleotides long. Its product is annotated as very long chain fatty acid elongase 7. NCBI's taxonomy places the organism in Eukaryota, Metazoa, Arthropoda, Malacostraca, Decapoda, Cambaridae. Gene Ontology annotation, biological process: very long-chain fatty acid biosynthetic process; sphingolipid biosynthetic process; fatty acid elongation, monounsaturated fatty acid. Gene Ontology annotation, cellular component: endoplasmic reticulum membrane. The record is from RefSeq and is a predicted model, not a curated record. Gene Ontology annotation, molecular function: fatty acid elongase activity.